UUCAUUUAGAUUUACUGCACAUCGGAUGUCUCAUGACCCAAUUGCGGGUCGCAAUUACACCCACGUCGUAUAAUCAUGCGAUUACAGUGACUUGACUCAUUUGGUGAAGGCCCCAGAACAGUUUAUUAACAUCGAGUAAAUUACCAAGGAGACCAUGUCUCGACCCCGAGCCUGGCAGCAGCAAGCUCUAGCAGCACAGCGGCGUGACAACGAACUCCGCCGUGCUGAAGAACUCCGGAAGGUGGCUAACUACUUUGAGAGCAACACAAACAGGUCCCGUCACCAUGAGCAGUGGACUACUGAAGGGUAUUAUGAGAAGGCUAAGAAGGAAGCAGAGCUCUUUAGCUCUAGGAAACUAAGAGCUAUACAACUUGAGGAAAGAAGAAAAAAGUUAGAACUCAUGUUGUUUCAAGAAAAUAUGCAGUUCCAACAAGAAAUGAAGGCUUUGGCUGCAAAGCCCAAGCUUUAUAAAAAUGGGUCAUACCUAAACGACGUGCCAACAUCGACCCUAAAAGAAAUCAACCAGGGCAUCAUGGACAAGGAAGAACAGUUACGAAGACAUGAGGCUGAAUUGCGGCUGCACCACGCGUGGCGUCUUCGGCAGCCAGAGUUGCGAGCUGCCACAGCGUAUGUUGCCAAUGGGAGGCUUAAAUCUGCAUGGACACAACAAAUAGUGGAGAAGGAGAUAGCAAGAAAGAAGGAGGAAGAAGAAACCUUGAAGAUACUUCAGGAAAGAGAUGAGGCGUUGAGAAAACAGAUAGAGAAAGAAGAAGAACGGUUAAAAGAAAAGGAGAUGCAAAUGAGGGAGCUCCGUGGAAGCUUAGAAGGUCAAAUCGCCGAGCUAAGCGAGAAAGAGACAAUCGUCAAACGCCUACAAAGAGAAGAAGAAAGGGAACUCCUUAUCCUAGACGAGCUAAAGUUCAUAUCGAGCGAGCGGGACAGAGAAUUGACUCGACUCGUGGCAGAAAGGGACGCAACUAUAGUGAAUAUGGGGCUACAUAAGUAUAAGUUGAAGAAGAAAGUUAUAUCGGUGUUGGAGGAAAUUGAGUUGGAUUUGCAAAUGGUGGAGAAGUUGAAGAAGGCUGUUUUGAAAGAAAUAGAAUCCAUCGAAGACAGAAGAUCGAGCUACAAGCGCGUCUUAGACGCAGCAUUAGAAGAGUUGCACGAGUAUCGCGAGCGCGAGCGAACGAGACAGAAGAACAUUGACGCUAUGUACGACGGCGAAGCGAGGCAGCUGAGCGAGAAACAAGAUAAGCUCUGGGCUAAAGAGCGUGAAGCCCGCGCUCUCCUCAUGAGCGAUGUCCUCUCCACCCUAAGAAGACAAGUAGAAGAAAAAGUAGAAGCGAGCAGGAUGCAGCAACGGGCUAACGUGAAAGAGAGAGAGAUCCUGGAGCAGAUGGAGAGCUUCCAUCACGAGGUGAAGACCAGGGAGAGAGACGCUCAGUUAAAGAACGCAGCCUACUCAACGAUAUCAGCUCUCCAAUCCCAGCUGAAAGGCCUCAAUGUGCAGAAGCAGAAGUUAGAAGAAGCAGCCGAGAAAGAAGCAGAACUUCGCGAAGCUAGCGCGAACGAGAGAAAACUUAGGACGGAGAUCGCUAGGAUUAACAGGGACAGGACUGAACAGGCUUGGGCGUAAGGUAGAUCAAUUUAUAAACUAGUGAGUAUAUAGAAGAAAAUGGGAUUAAGAGUUCAGAAGUAAGAAGCAGCGGAGAAGGAGACAGAACUUCGCGAAGCUAGCGCGAAUGAGAGAAAACUUAGGACGGAUAGCGCUAGGAUUAACAGGGACAGGACUGAACAGGCUUGGGCGUAAGGUAGAUCAAUUUAUAAACUAGUGAGUAUA
Leguminivora glycinivorella is the source of this 1840-nucleotide messenger RNA. RefSeq names its product trichoplein keratin filament-binding protein-like. Gene Ontology annotation, biological process: apoptotic process. The record is from RefSeq and is a predicted model, not a curated record. NCBI's taxonomy places the organism in Eukaryota, Metazoa, Arthropoda, Insecta, Lepidoptera, Tortricidae. Gene Ontology annotation, cellular component: keratin filament.